AUGGAUAAAUAAUAUAUCAAUUACCAAUAAGAAUUAGAUAAGCUCAAUAAGUUUUAUCAGAACGAGCAUGAGCAUGCUGACAAAAUUUCAUAUUAUCUUCAUAAAAAAAUAGAAGCCAUUAAAAUGCAACUUCAAAGAAGAAGCCCUAACCAGGGAUCUCCUAACUCUUCAUCUAGUGAGCACGAGCAUGAUUAUUAAUUUGAAAAAUAUGAUAACUAAAAAUAAAAAAGCUAUACUAAAAAGCAAACUUAUGAAUUUUAUGAUAAUACGUUUGUUUAAUCUGCUAAAAAUUCAAUGAGGAAUGUCUCAUUUAAGGAUGAUUAAGAAUUUAAUUGA
This is a messenger RNA of Tetrahymena thermophila SB210, 336 nucleotides long. RefSeq lists its product as hypothetical. NCBI's taxonomy places the organism in Eukaryota, Ciliophora, Oligohymenophorea, Hymenostomatida, Tetrahymenidae. The record is from RefSeq and is a predicted model, not a curated record. The transcript has a single exon.